Molecule: messenger RNA, 708 nt
Organism: Molossus molossus (Pallas's mastiff bat)
Lineage: Eukaryota; Metazoa; Chordata; Mammalia; Chiroptera; Molossidae
Gene: TMEM265
Product: transmembrane protein 265
Exons: 4
Coding region: 100-429 (109 amino acids)
Cellular component (GO): membrane
Source: RefSeq, a predicted model, not a curated record
GAAGCUGCCCGAAAGGACCUGGACCAAGCCAAGGAGGAGCCAGAUCAAACCUGAGGCAGAAGCUGAAACUCACAGUACAUCAAGGCCUAUAGCCAGGUGAUGGAGGACAAGGAGAAUGCAGUGGAGAUCUUGGUGAGCAAUAUGGAAGCUGCUCAUUCUCCAUCCCCCAUUCGCUGCUGCCGGCUCCGCCUCCGCUACUUGGCAGCUACUAGCAUUAUCUGUGGCUGCUCUUGCCUGGGAAUCAUGGCCCUUGUGUUUGCCAUCAAGGCGGAAGAGCGGCAUAAGGCAGGCCACUCCGAGGAAGCAGUGCACUGGGGGGCUCGAGCCCAGAAGUUUAUUCUUGCCAGCUUUGCUGUCUGGCUAGCUGUCCUCAUUCUGGGCCCCCUACUUCUGUGGCUUCUCUCUUACGCCAUCGCCCAAGCUGAGUGACUGUGGGUGGCCUCUGCUGAGAGUCAGCUGAAACCUUCUUGCUCCUGCAUUGCAGUACUACUAGGGCCUGGUACCAGCAGUGGUCCUUCCUGGCUGGAGGAUGGUGCCUCUCUCAAAGGGCUUUGGAAGAGCUCUUCCAGCCCUUUAUAAAAGGAAAUGGCAACUGAGACUGAUGAAGGGAGGUCAGCCUGCUCUGUUCUUUCAGUGUUCAUCAUUCCCUGUUCCCCCUCAACCUACCCCAUCCUAGGGUCCUCUACCCAAAGGUGGGGUUGAAGACCA